Molecule: messenger RNA, 1605 nt
Organism: Exophiala viscosa
Lineage: Eukaryota; Fungi; Ascomycota; Eurotiomycetes; Chaetothyriales; Herpotrichiellaceae
Exons: 4
Coding region: 1-1605 (534 amino acids)
Source: RefSeq, a predicted model, not a curated record
AUGGCAGAGUUUGGCGACCGCCUCGGCUCCUCUUCUCCCACUGGCGCAACAGCCCAGGAUCAACUACAGGCUAUCAGCAAGCAACUCGAGACCGAAAUACAGACCUCUCAAGAUCUACGUCAACAAUUGGAAGAGGCGCGGCUGGAGACGAACACUGUCCGCACAAAAUUGGAGGGUGAGCUCGAGACGGCUCGUCGAGAAUCGCAAAAGGAGCUCGAGAAAACAAAAGAGAAGCUGGACAAAGUGCAACAGAAAAUCGAAGAGGCGAAAGUCGAAUUGGGAGAUUUACAGGAUUCGGUGCAGACCCUGCAAGAAGUGAAACAAUGGCGUCAGCAGGUCACCGACGUCCAGGCCUUGCAUGACGAGCAGGAAGCUGACGAUCUUGUGAGACAGCGAGACGAGGCUCGUAGGUCGCUUGGAGCCGCAGAAAGAGAAGUAAGCAGACUUGGUGCCGAACUCGACGACGCUCUUGAAAGUCGGACACAGACGCGGCUGGAUAAAGUGACCGCCGAGUGGGAAUUGAGAGAAGCUCGGUUGAAAGCGGUUGACCUUAAGAUCGAGAGAGAUGUCGCUAAGGCGGGAUCCGAAAUCUAUCACGAGCUUCUGUGCAAGAGAAUCAACGAGGUCAAUGAUUACAAGAGAGUUAUUGCUUGCGGCGAUUUUCUUGACGAUGACUUCGACAUCUGCACCGUUUCGAAUUUGUUCCAAGGCUAUCCUAUCCUCCACGCUGGGGUCAUGACAAAAGUCUGUAAAGAGUGGUUGCUGGAACUCUCCGACAUGACAGACGCCACACAAGAACUCAGUCUCCCUUACGUCAACAGCAUGGCCUAUUUCGUGUUCCAAACCGCCAUGUUGGAACCUGCAGCGCUCAAUCAUUUGGUCAUUGCGACGUUUGUCCGAACAUACCUCGAUUGGAAAAAGAAAGUGCAGAACUUCUUGCAAGAUCCUUCGCCCUGCAUUCUACGAAUCGUCGAACUUUUGGGCAUGAGUUACUGGCCAGGUGAGCGCCUGAAUGGUGUGAAGGCAUGGUAUCAGACUAUCAAACCACGGCUUGAGCAAACUACUCUUGUGAAUCGAGCGCUCGUCAAACGUUUGGACAUGGGGUUCGAAAAUGGUUUCGAGACUGCUACAUCCCUUGUUCAGAUCGCCUGUGAUCUAUUGGAGGAGCUCUCGGAUGAUAUUGUGGACCUACGUGCCGGCACCCGCAUGAUCUCUGCAGACAUUUCUAUCCUUGUUCUUCAAACUGACCCCGUUGACGCAAAGGCCAGGGACAUCCAGGUCUUGCCACCUGACGCUAUGGAAUGCACCUUUACUCGAAGUAAUGACGUUGAAGUCACUGUCAAUGGCUACCCUAGGCCAGGGAUGAAGUUGGUGGUUGUAUUGCCGUUUAUCGACGGAUUUGCACCUCCAAUGAUUGUUUGGCACGGAAAGCGUAAAACGAGCACUAUGGAGACUAAGGGACAGCAUGGGCAAAGGUCAUUUGAAGGCGAAGACAGCAUGGACCGAGAGCUGCUGAUUGCACCACAUGUUGAGUGUAUCCAGGACCCAAAGUGUGCAGAGACGUAUUUGAUAGCAUUAGGAGCUGAACAGAAUGAAAUCCCAUAG